Molecule: messenger RNA, 1809 nt
Organism: Blepharisma stoltei
Lineage: Eukaryota; Ciliophora; Heterotrichea; Heterotrichida; Blepharismidae
Source: the annotation of a GenBank genome assembly
AUGUCUCUGAAUUCAAUGAAAAAAUAUUUUCUUCUGACUUUUUUGAUAGCAUUAUUCCAGUGCUUUGGGAUUAACUUGCAAAUAGGCAAUAGUUAUGAGUGAGCUCUUGAAAAAUCUUCCGAAAUUGUUGAAAUUACUACUUGCCCAAUAUACACAUGUAAGCCUGAAAAUGUUUCUUUCACAGAAGACACCUGCGUUCUUUGAGACGAAGCAAGCAAUUCUUAUUUCUGCAGACCCUGCACUGAUAGCUCAAAAAUGUGCACGAAUUCAUCUAAACAAAAUAGCACAUGCAGCCUUCCAAUCCCUCCUGAUAGAACAGGACAAAGCUAUCCUGGAGAAAAAUGCUACUCUUCUGACGACUGUGAUCCUACUGUAACAUUGUCAUGCACAAAAGGUGUCUGCAAAGGAUUAUCUGCAAAUAAAGCGUGCUCUUCACUCCCCCCUUUAAAUUGGAACAAAAUAUAGGUAAAAUUUACAUUUUUUUAGUAAAUUAAUCCUUGUUGGAACAAAAUUCAAUUUUAUAUAAAAAAAUUUUUAUGUAAAAAUUUUUGAUCUAAAUGUUUCUUCUUAACUAAAUUAAAAAUUUAGUUAUAUCUUGCUCUUGCUUAAAGAAGAGAGUAUAAAGAGCAUUUAAAUAAAUUUAUAAUCCUUAAUUGCUAUAAUUAGUUGAUUAAAUUUCUGAUCGGUGCCUAAGAACCAAAGAUGGAUUUCACGCGUGAAAAAUCUAGAAAUUCCACGCAGAAACCAAUUUUUGGCUCUUGAGAGCCGAUCAGAAAUAAAGUCAAAAAUAUUAUAAAUUUUUAAAAAAUAAUUUUUGUGUAAAUAUUUUUGAUACCAAUUAAUAGUGGCGUAUUAACUAAUAAUAAAAAAUAGUUAUAUCUUGCUUUUUAAAAGGAAAAAGAGUAAAUAGCAUUUAUUAAACAAAUUUAUUAAUCUAAUUCGAUAAAUUUUUGAAAUUUUUUAUAUUGAUUUUUUUAUACAAAAAUUUUCUUAGCCCCCUUUAAAAUUGGAACAAAAAAUUUUGUUCUAAUUUAAUGGGGGGAGUCAAUGUUUUCAUGCAACCCUGGGCUCAUAUGCAACUCCAAUAAAUGCCAGCCUCAAACAAAAGUUGGCUCAAAAGGAUGCUUUACAGACUAUGACUGUGAAAAUGGGGCUGGCUGCAACGUGACUGAUAAUCUAAAUUUCAAUGCAAAUUUAUGCAUAAAAUAUGGGACUGUUCAUCCUCAUGAAAUUAUUACAAGCUGCUCUAAUAAUUUUAGUUUAUUAUGCGAAUAUGCCUAUUGUGCUGAGCAUAAUGAUGUAUUUGUUUGCACAAAUCAGCUAAAAUCAGCUGGGAGCAUUCCAUUAGCGUGCACAACUAAAGGUGCUUCUUGCACAUCAACAUCUGAUGACUAUUUUGACCCUCCAUUUAGUAUUACUAAUGAAAAUAGUUGUGAAUGUGCUUUUACAGCCAGUGGAAAUGAACUAUAUUGCAAUUUAUUUUAUGGAGAUGAUCCUUACAUGACAUAUUUUAAAAAAUUAUUAGAAUGGCUUCAUUCUUCUGAUGUUAAAAAGUGCAAUGCUGGCAGAAGGCUUGAUAACUGGUGCAUCCAUUCGAAUUGGGAUAAAAAAAAUUAUGAUACUCUUACCUAUUAUCAGGUGAAUGUCAAUUAUUACCCUUUUAUACAGAAAACAGAAUCAUGUGUGCUGAACUCACUGUGUGAAGAAGGAUACUGGAUGUAUAGAGAGAAUUAUAAUAAAGAUGAUGACAAUGAUGAUAGCUCAGCAGCUUUCCUAGCUCUCUCAAUAUUAAUUAGUGAGUUAGUUUAG